UUCAAUCAAUUCCUGUUCUAAUGAAACGUUUUAUUGGAAAUAUAACGCAAAACGAAGACUGUUUAGUAUUAAAUGUGUGGACACCUAAUGGUAACGAAAAAUCAGAUGUUUUAAAACCGGUUAUGUUUUGGAUUCACGGCGGAGGUCUUAAAAUUGGAUCCAGUUUUCAAUGGGUAUACAAUGGCAGUGCACUGGCAGCACAUGAUGUGGUGGUUGUCUCUGUUAACUAUAGGGUGGAUGUGUUUGGGUUUAUAUAUGGAGGAAACGAGUCGUCAGCUCAGGGAAAUAUGGGACUAUUUGAUCAGUUAUUAGCACUUAAAUGGGUCAGAGAAAACAUACAUUUGUUUGGCGGAGAUAAAGAAAAGGUUACAAUAUUUGGUGAAAGUGCCGGCAGUAUGUUUGUAUCAACACAUUUGAUAUCACCGCUAUCUAAAGGUCUAUUCAAGAGAGCUAUUAUGGAAAGUGGUGGACAUUUUUAUAAUAAACUACGACAACCAUUAAAUACUACCGAAGCUAUGCAACUAAGUGUUGAAUUGGCCAAACAGUUUAAUUGUACGACCAGUCAAUGGUUGGACUAUGUCGACAUAAUAGCUGGUAUCGCCAGACACGAGGGGUCCGGGUUCUUGUAUGGAGGAGGUCUAGUGCCACACAAUAUUAGCAAAAAAGAUUUCAUGGUAUUAGUAGAUUAUUUUGAUAAGACAUCACAUAAUCUUAAUGCCAGUGAAAUAACUGAGUUUUAUUUGGCCAACAAAACCUCAUCACAUGAUAUUGAGUGGGCUGUGUAUGAUCUUUAUGGUGAUCUAAUUAUGACGUGUCCCACCUAUUUGUUUGCUAAAAAUUAUGCACAACAUACCGAUGCCGACAAUAAUAAUGUCUACUUCUAUGAAAUCACUUAUCAACGUUUGACAACUGCAAUAGGUUUUAUCAAAGAGAUGGAUGUGACCCAUACAGCUGAACUUGAUUUUGUGUUUGGCCUACCAGUGCUCAAACCAGAAAUAAGUGAUACUGAAGUAGAUGUCAAAUUCAGUAAACUUUUAAUGAAAUUAUGGACUGAUUUUGCUAAAUAUGGCAAACCAUCUACUGUUUGGCCAAAAUUGGUUGAUACUAGAGAUCCUAAAUAUGUGCCCGAAAUCUAUGACUUAAAUCCCAAUACAGAUAAACAUAUAUUUAACAAUUUGUUUAGCAAAACAUGUGAUGGCUUUUGGAAAAAUUAUUAUAAUUAA
Oppia nitens is the source of this 1223-nucleotide messenger RNA. RefSeq names its product fatty acyl-CoA hydrolase precursor, medium chain-like. Gene Ontology annotation, biological process: acetylcholine catabolic process; choline metabolic process. The transcript has 4 exons. Gene Ontology annotation, molecular function: acetylcholinesterase activity. Bases 21 to 1223 code for a protein of 400 amino acids. Lineage: Eukaryota; Metazoa; Arthropoda; Arachnida; Sarcoptiformes; Oppiidae. The record is from RefSeq and is a predicted model, not a curated record. Gene Ontology annotation, cellular component: plasma membrane.